GCCAUAAAGAAUGCAACGUGGUAAUGCAAGAGCUAAUAAUGAUAAUCUUGUAUCGCAUCACCCACACAUGCAUCCACAAUCUCUAAUGCUCGUUCGUAUCAAAUCACCAUUUCAGAGAGUUUUUAUACCUGAAAGUUGGGGAAAUGCCAGAGGUCUGGUUGGGAUCUCAUACUGCAAGAUCUCAUGGAGUGAAGGUGGCAAGAAUACACAUGCAUGACUGGCUAAUUCUGUUACUUCUUGUGAUCAUUGAUGCUCUUUUGAACUUUAUAGAACCUUUUCACCGAUUUGUUGGGCAAGGGAUGAUGACAGAUUUAACAUACCCAUUCAAACCUAACACUGUACCUGUGUGGGCUGUUCCAAUUCUUGCUGGAGUUUUGCCAAUUGCUGUUUUUUGCGUGUACUAUUAUUAUAGAAAGGAUGUUUAUGACUUGCAUCACUCCAUAUUGGGGCUAUUGUUUUCUCUUCUUGUCACUGGAGUUAUAACGGAUGCUAUCAAAGAUGCUGUUGGUCGACCGAGGCCAAACUUCUUUUGGAGGUGUUUUCCUGAUGGAAAAGAGGCAUUUAAUCCGGUUACUAAGGAUGUUAUUUGUCAUGGAGAUGCCAAGGUUAUAAAGGAAGGAUAUAAAAGCUUUCCUAGUGGGCAUUCUUCAUGGUCCUUUGCAGGUCUCACUUACCUUGCCUGGUACAUGUCAGGGAAACUCAGGGUGUUUGAUCGCAGGGGGCACGUAGCUAAACUCUGUAUUAUACUUAUUCCAGUACUAAUUGCUGUCCUUGUGGGUAUUUCUCGUGUGGACGACUACUGGCAUCAUUGGACUGAUGUCUUUGCUGGAGCUCUUAUAGGAACAACAGUAGCUGCAUUUUGUUAUUUACAAUUUUUCCCAUACCCAAAUGAGAUUGAAGGUUGGGCACCUCAUGCUUUUUUUGAAAUGAUGGCAGAGAGGAAUAAAGUUCAGCCCUCAGGUGUUAGGGCUAAUUCGAUAUGUAUGAGAGGGAUGACAGAUAUUGAAACUGCAUUCAUGGCUGCCGAUACUUGAGCGAGAAAUUACUCCAGACCCACAUUAACUAAGCACAAGCACAAGUUAAGAUAAUGAAGUUAAAUAGAAAUAGCUAGAGAGGCUUAUAUAAGACUGUACAAUUCCUUUUUCUUUGUUCUGGUCGAUAUUUCAAUACCAAACAUGUUAAUAAAGAUGAUG
Hevea brasiliensis (rubber tree) is the source of this 1193-nucleotide messenger RNA. Its product is annotated as lipid phosphate phosphatase 2. Gene Ontology annotation, biological process: phospholipid metabolic process. The transcript has 8 exons. Lineage: Eukaryota; Viridiplantae; Streptophyta; Magnoliopsida; Malpighiales; Euphorbiaceae. Gene Ontology annotation, molecular function: phosphatidate phosphatase activity. The record is from RefSeq and is a predicted model, not a curated record. The coding region runs from base 144 to 1034 and encodes 296 amino acids.